UCAAGUACGUGAUUGAGCUUCGUUUCAAGAGUCGAUAUUAGUAUUUAACAGAGUUUGCCGUGCGUCUGCGCUGUAGCGUUCGUUCUUGUUGUGCCUUUUGACUCGACGGACUUCCCGACCUUUAGUCUUCGAUCGCCACUCAUCCUCCCCGCCAAUUUUCUGAUUCUCAAAUCGUCUCGAUUCGAUUCGGCCUGGUUGGAAGAGCAAUCGCCAUCGUUCUUCAGACGUCCGUUUUCAGGAAAACCCUAGAUCGUCUCGGCGGCUUCAGUCUUCGGCCUAUCCGUUGGUAUAUUGUUCUUGAUCUUGUAUUCGAUAGGGAGAGCAUGGACGAUAGCUGUGCGGUGUGCGCCGAUAGCUUGGAAUGGGUCGCGUAUGGAAGUUGUGGUCACAAGGAUGUCUGUUCCACCUGCGUGGCUCGCCUUCGGUUCAUCUGUAAUGAUCCCCGUUGUUGUAUAUGCAAGACCGAAUCCGACCUCGUCUUCGUCACCAAGGCUUUAGGAGAUUAUACUAGGAUGAUCAAUGAUUUCUCAAUUUUUCCAUCGGAGUUAAAAGAAGGUCGAGUUGGUUCAUAUUGGUACCAUGAGGACACUCGAGCCAUUUUUGAUGACUUGGACCACUAUAGGAUGAUCAAGGCAAUGUGUAGGCUCUCAUGUAGUGUAUGUGACAAGAUGGAAGAGCGUCCCCAUGAUGGACCAAAGAGGCGGGCAAGGUUUCGGAACAUUGAGCAGCUGAAGGGCCAUUUGUUUCAUCAGCAUAGGUUGCUUAUGUGCAGCCUCUGCCUGGAAGGCAGGAAGGUAUUUAUCUGCGAACAAAAGCUAUACACUAGAGCACAAUUGAAUCAGCAUAUAAAUACGGGUGACUCGGAGGUGGAUGGAACUGAGAGUGAAAGAGGUGGUUUUAUGGGGCAUCCUAUGUGUGAAUUUUGCAGAAGCCCCUUUUAUGGGGAUAAUGAACUGUACUUGCAUUUGUCUACUGAACAUUAUACCUGUCACAUAUGCCAAAGACAGCAUCCUGGACAGUACGAAUACUAUAAAAACUACGAUGAUUUGGAGCUCCACUUCCAACGAGAGCAUUUCUUAUGCGAACAUGAGGCAUGCCUUGCUAAGAAGUUUGUCGUCUUUCAAUCCGAAGCUGAAUUGAAGAGACAUAAUACUAUGGAGCAUGGAGGGCGUAUGUCACGUUCUAAGCGAAAUGCUGCUCUUCAGAUACCAACCAGUUUCCAAUAUCGGCGAAGUAAUGAACGAGAUACCCGUCGUGGAAGGCGGCAGACAUUUCAUCAUGAUCAUUCAGAAGAACAACUCUCAUUGGCCAUCCAAGCAAGUUAUGAAACAGCUAAUGCAGAUUCAACAUUUCUUGAUCCGUCAUUGUCGAUCACACAAGUAGUUUCUGAUCAUGAAGAUGCAAAUGAUGUUAAUCCAAUUAUUCAACCAUUUGAAUUGCUAGCUACCACAGAUUCGGAACAACCAUCAAGAUACCUUCAGGCCUUGUCACAUAAGUCAAGAAAUGCUCCAUUGGAGGAGUCUUCCUUUCCUCCCCUGUUGACGACAUCUGGAAGCAGUCAACAAAAACCCAAAUGUGAGCCAGAAAGUUCACAUAGGAACUCAAUGGCAGCGCAUCUUCGCAAGCAGAACAACAGCAAGGUAACGGUCUCCAAUUCAGCUCAGGCUUGGCAGGCUGUGAGUCGUGCAGCUGUGCCAUCAGCUACUGGUCCUACCCACGCUAGGGAUGGUGCAACUGGAUUAUCUUCUACAUCUAGACAGAACAAGUCAGCAACAGAAAGUAGGCUUGGACCUUCUACUUAUUCAAGUUUGGCUCAGGUUCAACCAACAUCAUCAGUUCAUGAGCCAACAACAUUUGCUAGUUCAAGGAAAAUGGGCAUCACCAGUAGGAUGAACCACUCCACAUCUGCCCCAGACCUUGCCAGUAUUUCAUCUUUUGUUCCAUACACUUCUGAUUUCCCACCAGUCUCUGCAACACAAGUUCGCAAGUUGCCGACAAGUGGCCAGGCUAUGCUGAAAGUGGAAGAUGUCCAUGCUACAAACAAGUCUUUGGUAGAGAGAAUACGUUCUGCACUAGAAUUUGAUGAAGUGAAAUACACCGCAUUUAAGGAGAUAUCUGGAGAGUAUCGCCAGGGUUUAAUGGAUGCUGAGACUUAUCUAGGUUACGUGUAUCAGUUUAGCUUGUCACACCUUGUCAUUGACUUGGCUAGACUUUGCCCUGAUGUUAAGAAGCAGAGAGAACUUAUUGAGGCUUAUAAUGUUGCAUCCCUAAGCAAUGGCCUAGAAAAUGGUUGGGGCAAGGGCAGCGCCCAUAUGAAAGGCAGUAAUAGGUCCAAUAAAGGUAAAGGGAAGUCAGAUACCGAGGACAGCAGUUCACGGGAUUACUUAGCAGAUAACAUUAUAAGUACCGUGAAAAAAUUGCAGUCAAGCUACAAGCCUUCGGAAGAGGAGGUUGAGGUACUGACAAAGGAUGGAUACCGUACUGCCAAAGGCAAAUCAAAGGUCAUGUCUGAUGAGCCACAAGCAGAAAUGAAUGCUUCGAAACAACCCGCUGUAAAGCUGAAAGACAAAAAUGGUUCCCACUCAAGUGUUGCAGAAUCUAAUCAAAAUUCAGGUGAUGCUGGUAGGAAAAGUAAGCCGCGGAAGAAAACGUCAAAGUUUCACAGGGCUCGUCUGGGGGAUGGCUCAGUCGCAGCAUUCUUGGAUCUUAACAAUUCUGACCCUGACCCUGACCCUGAUCUCGAUUCAAAUCCAAGUGAAAGCGAUUCAAACAAUAGACCGACUGAAGCUUUGCCUGUGCAUGGUGUUUGGCGAAAUGGCGGUGGUCAUAGACUAUUAGCAAUGAGUGCUCGAAGUGCCAAGAAGUAGCCCCUGGCUGAAGCUUUGCCUGUGCCCGACUGAAGCUUUGCCUGUACAAGUUCAGCUGGCCUAUCUAAUUUGAAUGCUUAAAGAGAUGGAUUUGUUGUGUCAAAUAGCGCCUUUAAAACUCAUGUAUGGUUCCCCGAGCAAUAUUACAUGAUGAUUAUGCCUCACUAUUGGUGAUGAAUAGAGCAAAUGCAGCAUUGAAUGCUUGGGGCUGGUAGCUAUUUCUCAUCCAGGCGUGGUGUUCUCACAAUCUUGCAGCGUUUUUUGUGCUAAUGCAGAAGUGUAGAGCAGGGGGGCAAGGAAGGUUUCACCUUUUCUUUUUUAUUUUUUGCACUUCGUAGCAUACUAAAAAUAUCGGUUCAAUCAAUUGAGAAUGCGUCGGCUACCCUCCGGUUGGCGAGAUUGGAUCCUGGAGUGUUUUUGGUUAUCUACUAUUGUGUCUCUUUUUUUUCAUAAAGACUGUUGGUUGAAGUUUGAUGAAGAAACAUAAUUGUUUUGAAGUUUA
Molecule: messenger RNA, 3369 nt
Organism: Diospyros lotus (date-plum)
Lineage: Eukaryota; Viridiplantae; Streptophyta; Magnoliopsida; Ericales; Ebenaceae
Product: E3 ubiquitin-protein ligase HEL2
Exons: 8
Coding region: 324-2867 (847 amino acids)
Biological process (GO): protein ubiquitination; rescue of stalled cytosolic ribosome
Molecular function (GO): ubiquitin protein ligase activity; ribosome binding
Source: RefSeq, a predicted model, not a curated record